Physeter macrocephalus (sperm whale) is the source of this 2235-nucleotide messenger RNA. RefSeq names its product kallikrein related peptidase 12 (gene KLK12). The record is from RefSeq and is a predicted model, not a curated record. Gene Ontology annotation, cellular component: secretory granule. The coding region runs from base 469 to 1221 and encodes 250 amino acids. The transcript has 6 exons. Gene Ontology annotation, biological process: proteolysis. Gene Ontology annotation, molecular function: serine-type endopeptidase activity. NCBI's taxonomy places the organism in Eukaryota, Metazoa, Chordata, Mammalia, Artiodactyla, Physeteridae.
UGGCGCUGCUGGCUAGUUUGCAGAGGAGGGGAGAAGGAGAGGGCCUGGGUCUUCCCUCCAGAGCCAUACCGGGGCCCCCCGCACCCCCCUCCAUUUUACUGUAAAUCUCAUUAAGUGUCAUUAGCCAAGAAGAGUUUCCACGGGAUUAGAGGGUGCCCCGCCCCAUGUCUGCCUCGUCUCCUUCCCUCAACCCAGAAAUCGCAUGAGCUGGGACAAAGAGAGUUAAAAGCUCUAUCAGCUGCUGGUCUGGGACAGACAGACGGAAGGAAGAAGACAGGUGGUGCAGCAUGACAGGUGGCUGAGAGGGCAGGCGAGCAGUAGGAGAGUUGACUGGCAGGGUGGUUUGCAGAUGAACAGACAAGCAGGCAGGUGGCCAGACAGAUAGGCAGAGAGACGACAGGCUGAGAUUGCAACAGUCAUCCGGAGGAACCCGCAGGCGGAGAAACAAGAACCUGGAAGUGGACCACCAUGGUGUCCAGCAUCUUUUUUCUCCUGUGUUUUAUUGGGCUCAGCCACGAGAACACACAGAAGAUUUUUAAAGGCAUGGAGUGUAUCCCUCACUCUCAGCCUUGGCAGGUGGGGCUGUUUGAAGGUACACAGCUGCGCUGUGGGGGAGUCCUCAUUGACCGCAGGUGGAUUCUCACAGCUGCUCACUGCAGCGCUAGCAGGUACUGGCUGAGCCUGGGGGAACACAGCCUCAGCCAGCUGGACUGGACCGAACAGAUCCGGCACAGUGGCCUCUCCGUGACCCACCCUGGCUACCAGGCAGCCCUGCAGAACCAUGACAAUGACCUCCGGCUUCUGCAAGUGGGCCUCCCUGUCCACUUGACCCGCAGCAUCCAGCCCCUGCCCCUGCCCGCGACCUGUGCAGUGCCUGGCACCAAGUGCCACAUCUCGGGCUGGGGCACCACCAACCACCCAGGGAACCAGUUGUCAGACCGACUCCAAUGCCUUAACCUCUCUAUCGUCUCUAAUGCCACCUGCCGGGCAGCGUUCCCCGGGAGAAUCACGGACAACAUGGUGUGUGCUGCCGGCAUCGCUGGGGAGGAUGCCUGCCAGGUUCUGUCUUCACAGCCUCUCCAGGAGUUGGAAAGAGAAUUUCUUCUCCCCAACGAAUGGAAGGGAAAUUUGAGGUGGGAGAGGGUGAGGGGUGACUAUGACAGCUGUGGAGCAUUUGCCGACUGCCUAUUGUACUGGGCUCUCUUGGAGUCCUCAUCCUAACCGCCUGAGGCAGGGCUGUCACCCCCAUCUCACAGAUGAAGACACUGAGCCUCGCCGGGGUCGAGUCUCUCGUCCCACAUCACUGUGGUAGGAAGAGGCAGUGCCGGGGUUUGGGGCCAGGGCUGGCUGCUGUCAGAACCCAGGCCUACCCCGUGGUCUUGCUUCACAUCUCGUUAGGGGAGAGAGGAGGGUAAGACAGAGGGAGAACUAACUGGUAACAAGCUGGGAGAAGUAGGGAUUGUCACUUGAGUUUUGCAGACGAGGAAAUUGAGUUGGCUCAGAUUUGGGAAGUCAUCGGACCUACGUCACAGAGCAAGUAAGUGCCACAGUGGGAUUCCGAGGACCCUGGGGUUCCUGGCAGCCUAAGAGGCUGGCAGAAGGGAGUGGAGGGAAGGGUCGGCACCCUCCUGCCUGCCCCUUCGGCUGGCAGCAGCCCCACCUGUGUGGCGUCCCAGUCCCCCCACCCCGCUCCUUGGAAUGAUGAAGGGAGGGGCCCAGAAGGGGCCAGGGUCCCACCUGGGCUCGGGCUGUGGGGAGGGAGGGGCUGGGACAAGAGAUACAGAGAGGCUGGGAGAUGAGGAGGAUGGAGACGGACUUAGACACAGAAGUGGAGGGAGGGAGAGAAAGAGACAGGGAUGGAGGCAGGCAGAGACAGAGACACAAAGAAAGGUAUAAAGUAUUAGAGGAGAUGUGCAGAGAGACACUGGGAGAGAAGAACAGAGUUAGACAAAGAGAAAAAGGCCCAGAGAUACAUAGGAACAGAAAGAAAAAUGACACACACACACAUACACACAAAGAAUUAUAGAAAUGUGGGAGAGGUAAAGAGAGACAGGGAAGGAUGCAGACAGAGGGACGGACACAGAGGUGUGGGGAAACAGAGAAGCAGAGAGAAGAGGGGCUUGGGGAGGUGACAGUGACAGGUGGGCAGCACCUUCAAGGCCCAGGGCUGGCCUGGGGAGGGCUCCCACACACCCCGCCCCCAGGGCAAUAAGGCAGGGUUGGGAAGCCCAGUCA